Humulus lupulus (European hop) is the source of this 1016-nucleotide messenger RNA. RefSeq lists its product as uncharacterized. Bases 65 to 910 code for a protein of 281 amino acids. The record is from RefSeq and is a predicted model, not a curated record. The transcript has 5 exons. Lineage: Eukaryota; Viridiplantae; Streptophyta; Magnoliopsida; Rosales; Cannabaceae.
GAUAUUGGAAUUGGAAUUGCUCUAGUUGCAUCGAUAGAACAUAAACUACAGUGCAGUGCCAGCCAUGGCUGGUGACCUAGCAGGAGAAGAAGUGGUUGCAGGGAGCGACGAUGAGAGUGAAAGAAUGGUGAAAUUGGGAUCGUACGGAGGGUUGGUGAGGCCAUUGCUUGAUGAUGACGAUGGUGCUGAUGAUGCCGCCGCUGAGGAGACGAUGCUGCUUUGGGGAAUUCAACAGCCAACACACUCCAAACCCAACGCUUUCGUCUCUCAAUCCUCUCUCCACCUUACUAUUGACGCCUGUGGCCACUCUCUCUCCGUUCUCCAGUCCCCUUCUUCCUUGAUCACUCCUGGAGUAACUGGUUCGGUUAUGUGGGACAGUGGUAUUGUUCUGGGGAAGUUUUUGGAGCAUGCAGUGGAUUCAGGGAUGCUUAAUCUUCAUGGGAAGAAGAUUGUUGAACUGGGCUCUGGAUGUGGAUUAGUUGGCUGCAUUGCAGCUCUUUUAGGUGGUCAAGUUAUCCUCACUGAUCUGCCUGAUCGACUGAGACUACUAAAAAAGAAUGUCCAAGUCAAUCUUGAUCAUGGAAAUGUGCGAGGUUCUGCAACAGUGAUUGAGUUGAUUUGGGGAGACGAUCCUGAUACACAAGUGAUUGAGCCAUCACCUGAUUUUGUUCUAGGAUCUGACGUGAUCUAUAGCGAGGGAGCUGUGUCAGACUUGUUGGAAACACUUCAACAACUCUGUGGAAGCAAUACAACAAUCAUUUUGGCUGGAGAACUUCGUAACGAUGCUAUCCUUGAAUACUUUCUAAAAGCUGCUAUGAAGGAAUUCCUGGUUGGAAGGGUUGAUCAAACACAAUGGCAUCCAGAUUACAAUAGUGGCCGUGUUGUUUUGUAUGUUCUUGUCAAAAAAUGAGUGUUGAAAUUGGUUCAAUGGUAUAUUAACAAUUAUUUAGAGUAGAGAAAAAUUUCAUUCAAGAAUUUGAGUACUUGUUUUAUCAAUGACAUUGUCUUUUUUUUUC